Osmia bicornis bicornis is the source of this 1047-nucleotide messenger RNA. RefSeq lists its product as uncharacterized. The transcript has 5 exons. The record is from RefSeq and is a predicted model, not a curated record. Gene Ontology annotation, biological process: sensory perception of smell; detection of chemical stimulus involved in sensory perception of smell. The coding region runs from base 239 to 1027 and encodes 262 amino acids. Gene Ontology annotation, cellular component: plasma membrane. Gene Ontology annotation, molecular function: odorant binding; olfactory receptor activity. NCBI's taxonomy places the organism in Eukaryota, Metazoa, Arthropoda, Insecta, Hymenoptera, Megachilidae.
UGGGAGCAAAAUGUCCUAAGUGGUCGAGAAAUUAGUGUAAGGUAGAAGAAAAUUCUUUUCGGAUUUCUUCAAAUAGUAUUCGGUCUAAAAUUGUGGCUCUCUCCAUGGUCCGUCGUUCGAGAGUUAAAAAUCGCAUUACAUUAUAUUUCUUACUUUUUUAGGAAAAUGAUCCAUUAUUUCAUAGGGAUCAACAGGUGUAUACGCUACCCUAUAUUAUUUGCAGCGUUUGGCGAGCGAGAUGGAAGAAUUUUUCAGCACAAGUACGGUGAAUCUGAAACGAGCAGAAAUAAUUUGUUACAUUCUGACGAUCACUUUCUUCACUGGCGGUAUGCUUUUCGCGGUCAUGCCUUUGUUCACGAAGAAACACACGACACCGAUAGAUACAGUGUAUUUCAUGCUGCCAAGAGACAAGCAGUGGGGUCAAAGUUUCAUUUACGCCUUGAAUAUAAUGCAGAUUAUAAACGCUGGUUCGUCACUUUUCCUCGAUAUGCUUAUGAUCUGGAUCAUGUGGCACGUUGCUUGUAAAUUUAAUCUAUUGGCGAGGGAAUUCACGAUUUUCGAGGAAAAGAAACUGAAAUUUUGGAUCAAGCGACACCAGGAUGCUCUCAGCUACGUCAACGAAAUCAAUUCAAUUAUAGCUCCAUUAGCUGUGAAAUCAACAUUUGCCGUGGGAAUUGAUAUAAUCGUCUCUGGCGUUGUAACCACACGCAAUCUGAAUCUCGUAGAAUUGACGAAAUUCUUCAUAGUAACCAUGUUUUCCUUGCUGAGGUUCGUUGCUUGCAGCUGGGUGGCUGAUACGAUGACCGAAAAGGCUCGCAAUAUUGCUGGGAAGAUUUAUGGCUCCCCGUGGAUCUAUACGCGUCCAAGAAUGAGAAAAAUGGCUCUACUAAUUAUGCAGAGGUGUCAGAAAUCUGUGGCAAUUCACACGGGUGGAUUUCUAUCCGCUUGGACUUUAGAAUUCUGCGGUCUGGUCCUCUAUACGAUUGUUACCUAUUUGAUGACGUUGAGAGCUAUAAUACGUGUAUAAACAUUCGAAUAAACGAAUUU